CGACGACAAGGCGGGAUCCGUCGAGAGCCCAAGAAGUCCAUCCUGUUGAUUGACCUCCGUGUCUGAUUCUUCUUGAGUCCUGGAGAUUUCCCCUUUCUUUAUUUUUCUUUUAUUUUAUUUGGAAAACAUGUCAACCUUGUGGACGUUACACUGCCCAUCCCGGGCAUUCACCCCACCGCCCAGGAAUUGUCGUCCGACGAUAUCUUGGUCAGUGAGUCCAGCCUCCAGGGUUACAGCCGCGGGUUGGAGCCGGAUCCCAGAAGUUUGCCACGUUGGAUCUACCUACCGGGAUUAAUGCCCAGUGUCUCUCUGCCCCGGUGCAAGGGACGGAACGAGUGGUUGGCUACAGUCUUUUUAACCCCUCCCUUUCUUGCUGGGAGGAAGACGCGGUCUGGGAUUUCUAGAAGAUUGCCAAACCAACAUCCCCAGCAUCUGGUGAGGGACGGAAACCCGAGCAUAAUGCCGGGUAGCCUUGGAAGGCCAAUCAGAAACUCCCAACAUACACCGACGCGGCCAGAAAUGAAAUGAGAAUGGGAAGCCAGCAACCCAUUGCUCACCCCACAUAGAGCGCAUUUGUAUGGAUGUUGAUGUAACUUACGGAGGACAUAUGGACCUCUCUCAGGGAUCGGCAUGGAUUCCUCGGUUCUGCAACUUUUGGGCGGCAUGUCGUGCACUUCGAAGACGGCUGCCCAGGUCCGAACCAGGACUACUCGCAUGCCACAAUUCUAAAUUUCAUGCUUCGAGAACAUAACUAACUCCAACGGAGGAGCUCAGAACCUUGGGUUUUGUAUGAUUAAAGCCAAUCACAAAGAUAUUAGGAUAUAGG
Molecule: messenger RNA, 826 nt
Organism: Coccidioides immitis RS
Lineage: Eukaryota; Fungi; Ascomycota; Eurotiomycetes; Onygenales; Onygenaceae
Exons: 2
Coding region: 295-528 (77 amino acids)
Source: RefSeq, a predicted model, not a curated record